Messenger RNA from Hipposideros armiger (great roundleaf bat), 3157 nucleotides. RefSeq names its product mitogen-activated protein kinase 1 (gene MAPK1). NCBI's taxonomy places the organism in Eukaryota, Metazoa, Chordata, Mammalia, Chiroptera, Hipposideridae. Bases 230 to 1309 code for a protein of 359 amino acids. Gene Ontology annotation, biological process: protein phosphorylation. The transcript is spliced from 9 exons. The record is from RefSeq and is a predicted model, not a curated record. Gene Ontology annotation, molecular function: ATP binding; MAP kinase activity.
GCCCCUCCCUCCGCCCGCCGGCCCGCCCGUCAGUCAGGCAAGCAGUCGGUCUGGGUUGCAGUGGGUUCUUUAGUUCUUCUGAACGGUUUCCUCCUUGCUCCUUCCCGGUCAGCGGCAGCUGCUGCACCAGCGGCGGCGCGGUCCCUUCAGGAGGCGCAGCGUAGGCCGAGCGGCGGCCGCGGAGCGUCGAGCUCAGCCCAGCGCGGCGGAGGCGGCGGCGGCAGCCAACAUGGCGGCGGCGGCGGCGGGCGCGGGCCCGGAGAUGGUCCGCGGGCAGGUGUUCGAUGUGGGGCCGCGCUACACCAACCUCUCGUACAUCGGCGAGGGCGCUUACGGCAUGGUGUGCUCUGCUUAUGAUAAUGUCAACAAAGUUCGAGUAGCUAUCAAGAAAAUCAGUCCUUUUGAGCACCAGACCUACUGCCAGAGAACCCUGAGGGAGAUAAAAAUCUUACUGCGCUUCAGACAUGAGAACAUCAUUGGAAUUAAUGAUAUUAUUCGAGCGCCAACCAUCGAGCAAAUGAAAGAUGUAUAUAUAGUACAGGACCUCAUGGAGACAGAUCUCUACAAGCUCUUGAAGACACAACACCUCAGCAACGACCAUAUCUGCUAUUUUCUUUACCAGAUACUCAGAGGGUUAAAGUAUAUCCAUUCAGCUAACGUACUGCACCGUGACCUCAAACCUUCCAACCUGCUGCUCAACACCACCUGCGAUCUCAAGAUCUGCGAUUUUGGCUUGGCCCGUGUUGCAGAUCCAGACCAUGAUCACACAGGGUUCCUGACGGAGUAUGUAGCCACACGUUGGUACAGGGCUCCUGAAAUUAUGUUGAAUUCCAAGGGCUAUACCAAGUCCAUUGAUAUUUGGUCUGUAGGCUGCAUUCUGGCAGAGAUGCUCUCCAAUAGGCCCAUCUUCCCUGGGAAGCAUUAUCUCGACCAACUGAACCACAUUCUGGGUAUUCUUGGAUCCCCAUCACAGGAAGACCUGAAUUGCAUAAUCAAUUUAAAAGCUAGAAACUAUUUGCUUUCUCUUCCACACAAAAAUAAGGUGCCAUGGAACAGGCUGUUCCCAAAUGCUGACUCCAAAGCUCUGGAUUUACUGGACAAAAUGUUGACCUUCAACCCUCACAAGAGGAUUGAAGUAGAACAGGCACUGGCCCACCCAUAUCUGGAGCAGUAUUAUGACCCAAGUGAUGAGCCCAUUGCUGAAGCACCAUUCAAGUUUGACAUGGAAUUGGAUGACUUGCCUAAGGAGAAGCUCAAGGAACUCAUUUUUGAAGAGACUGCUAGAUUCCAGCCAGGAUACAGAUCUUAAAUUUGUCAGGACAAGGGCUCAGAGGACUGGACGUGCUCAGACAUCGGUGUUCUUCUUCCCAGUUCUUGACCCUGGUCCUAUCUCCAGCCCAUCUCGGCUUAUCCACUUUGACUCCUUUGAGCCGUUCGGAGGGGCAGUUUCUGGUAGUUGUGGCUUUUAUGCUUUCAAAGAAUUCCUUCAGUCCAGAGAACUGUUCCUGGCACCCCUGUGUGCGUCACCCACCGGUGACCAGUGGCAGUAUGUACUUUCAGUGUACCUACUGCUUACCGUUGCUUUAGUCACUAAUCGCUUUCUGGUUUGAAAGAUGCAGUGGUUCUUCAUUCUCCUGAAUCCUUUAUUCCAUGACGCCCUGCUGACCCAUGCAGUCACACCAGAGAUAGUUCUUUCCAAAUUGGCUCUCGUCACUGGCAUCUCACUUUAUGAUAAGGGAAGGCUACUACCUAGGGCACUUUAAGUCAGUGACAGCCCCUUAUUUGCACUUCACCUUUUCACCGUAACUGUUUCCCCUGAGCAGGAACUCAUGGAAACACCUGCGAUGACGUUGCAGCCUGCAGUAAGUGCUCCCAUCCUGGGAACCUUUGGGGGCACGUGUCAGCAUCUUUUCUCAUAUCAUGUUAAUCACUAACAUAUUUAAGGUAUGUGCUAUUUGCCAGCUUUUAGAAAACUCAAUCAUUUCCCUAAAUAAAAAAAAGAUGUACUGCACAGCAAUUUACUCUGUAGAUCUACUAUGGUUACUUGUACCAUUUAUAGAGGUAUAACACUUGCCCAAAUGUGUUAUAUGCAGUACUGAGUGUUUGCAAGACUUAUGCAAAAAGCUUUAAAGUGGCAGCUUCACUCGGGAUUUAGUGAGAGAUGUACAAAGGCGUGCUCAGGAAAAGUGUCUGGAGAAGUAGCCAGCAGGCUGCCCAUUGUCCCAGGGCGGAGCUCCACCUGCCAGGAUAUAUAGACCCCACGCUGCUUCCCAUGGUGUGCCACAAUCAGUGUAACCACAUUCAAUGCCAGAGGAUUUAGCAGAGAGGAUAAACACUGCGUCUUUAAAUGAGAAAGUGUACAAUUCUUUUUCUUCCUACAGCAUGUCAGCAUCUCAAGCUCAUUUUUCAACCUACAAUAUAACAGUUUGUAAUAAAGCCUUCAUGAGCUCAUGACACGAAGCACUGUUCUGUCAUCAAGUACUAUCAACUGUUUCUGAUUACUGCUGAGCUAAAACCAUCAGAAAAAGCUAGCACUAAGUCAUGUGUGGAGCUCUCUCCCAUCUUUUCCUGCUCUCUCUAAGUAUUCGUUCCUGCCACUGUACGUGGUGGCGUUGAUUUGGUGUUCUGUCCCAGUGCGGUGCCUCCUCUUGACUACCCCACUGCUCUCUGUGGUGAGAAAUUUGCCUUGUUCAAUAAUUACUGUACCCUCGCAUGACUGUUACAGCUUUCUGUGCAGAGAUGACUGUCCAAGUGCCACAUGCCUAUGAUUGAAAUGAAAAAUCUAUUGUUACCUCUGAGUUGUGUUCCACGGAAAAUGCUAUCCAGCAGAUUACUUAGGAAAAAUAAUUAUAUUUUUAGCUUUUCAUUUCUCAGCCGUCCUUUUUUUUCUUGUUUGAUUUUUGACAGCAAUGGAGAAUGGGUUCUUAAAGACUGCCUGCUAAUAUGAACAGAAAUGCACUUGUAAUUCAUGGAAAUAAAUGUACAUCUUCUAUCUUCAUAUUCAUAUUAAGAUUCAGUGUCGAUUUCCUCUGGAUUGGCGUGUCCAAAUGGACAGUCAGGUUCAGUUUGUGCUUAGAACAGAAAUGUGUACCGGCCUUGGUUUCCCACCUGGCCACUGCCCCAACACUUUGGUUUACAUUAAAUGAUUUAGAAAGCA